Helobdella robusta is the source of this 495-nucleotide messenger RNA. RefSeq lists its product as hypothetical. NCBI's taxonomy places the organism in Eukaryota, Metazoa, Annelida, Clitellata, Rhynchobdellida, Glossiphoniidae. The record is from RefSeq and is a predicted model, not a curated record. Bases 1 to 495 code for a protein of 164 amino acids. The transcript has 4 exons.
AUGAAGAGUUACUUGGAAAAUGUUUUGAGACGAGCAAUAGGAGUUAAUUGUACUAUAGCUGAGCGUGGUUUGGCUUUCAGAGGAGCAAAUGAGAAAUUCGGAUCUUUGUUAAAUGGAAAUUAUUUAGGACUCCUAGAGCUGAGAUGGAAGAUUCUGAAAGGAUGUCUUGGGAAUGAAACGCCGGUAAAAUCCCUUUCCGACACCAGAUGGAAAGCACAUGCUGUUGCAACUGAAGCUAUUCUCAGAUCUUAUUCUCAGAUUAUAGAAGCGUUAGAAUGCAUACAAGGCAUACAAAAAGACCAUUUGCAGAAGGGGGACACAAGAAGAGAAGCGGAAAACAUUGUAAAGGAAAUGCAAAAAUUAGAAUUAGUUUCCGUGCUUACACUGAUUGUUGAUGGUAAUGCCCCUGAGGUAUCUCUGAAUGCCAGAGACAAAUUUUGUACAUUUGCUUUCCACAUUAUUGUUGACAAACUUGAGACGGAGUUGAGUAAAUGA